Colletotrichum karsti is the source of this 1296-nucleotide messenger RNA. RefSeq names its product aldolase citrate lyase family protein. Gene Ontology annotation, biological process: DNA-templated transcription. Gene Ontology annotation, cellular component: cytoplasm. The transcript is spliced from 8 exons. The record is from RefSeq and is a predicted model, not a curated record. Bases 1 to 1296 code for a protein of 431 amino acids. NCBI's taxonomy places the organism in Eukaryota, Fungi, Ascomycota, Sordariomycetes, Glomerellales, Glomerellaceae. Gene Ontology annotation, molecular function: aldehyde-lyase activity; nucleic acid binding.
AUGUUUUUCCUUUACAACAUGGAGCGCAGGGUUACCCUGCACCCUUCAUAUUUCGGGCGCAAUAUGCACGAGCUGGUGACCAGCAAGCUUCUGAAGGACGUGGAGGGAACCUGCGCUGGCAGCUACUAUAUCAUCUCCAUCAUGGACACCUUCGAUAUUUCCGAGGGUCGCAUCCUCCCGGGAAGCGGGUUGGCGGAGUUCACAGUUGGCUACCGCGCGGUAGUGUGGCGACCCUUCAAGGGCGAGACGGUUGACGCCGUGGUAUACUCAGUCAACCACCAGGGCUUUUUCGCCCAGGCAGGGCCUCUGCGGCUCUUCGUGUCAGCUCAUCUCAUCCCCUCCGAGAUCAAGUGGGACCCGAAUGCCACGCCGCCGCAAUUCACCAAUAACGAGGACACGAUAAUCGAGCCAGGAACGCAUGUGCGCGUCAAGGUGAUUGGUACGAGAACCGAAGUCGGCGAGAUGUGGGCCAUUGGCAGCAUCAAGGAGGAUUAUCUCGGGCUUUGGACAGCCUUCAACAAGGGCGCCGGUCCCAGCUUGGGAUUGUGGCAGAUGAUCCCGAGUGCCAACGUCUCCCGAGCCCUCGCCCGGAGCCCCGGCGUGGACUGGGUCUUGGUCGACUGCGAACACGGAAACAUUGACGAUGGGGCUAUGCAUGAUAUUGUCCCCGCCAUCGCCGCCGCCGGCGUGUCGCCCAUUGUGAGAAUACCGGACAUGCAGGGUUGGAUGGUCAAGCGUGCGCUGGAUUGUGGUGCUCACGGGAUCCUCGUCCCGUUGCUCCGUAACGCCCAGGAGGCGAAGGACCUCGUUCAAUCCGCCAAGUUUCCGCCAUGGGGACGCCGAGGCUUCGGCUCACCAUUCGCCAUGGAGCGAUUCAACCCGGCGCCCUCUAUGACGGAAUACCUGCAACAAGCGAACGACAGCUUGUUGACGAUGGUCCAGAUCGAGACCAAGGAGGCUUUGGACUCGGUUGAUGAGAUUGCCGCAGUCGAAGGCAUUGAUGUGUUGUUCAUCGGGCCCUUUGAUCUUGGAAACAAUAUCGGUCAUCCGGUAAUCAACGGCGUCAUCAAGAAGGAACUGAGCGACGCCAUCGACCGUAUUCUGGAGGCAACCCACAAGGCGGGUAAGAAGGCCGGAAUCUUCUGCACGAGCGGCGAGCAGUCCAAGUUCUUUGGAGACAAGGGAUUCGAUAUGAUCAGUGUAGCAACGGAUUAUACGGCAUUGCAGUACACAGUGGCCGAGUCUCUCAGCAUAGCCCGCGGAGCGGCGAAGCCAGCCAAGGGUGGAUCAUACUGA